GUUGCAUAUGUGUAGGCGCGCACAUAUUUAUUCGCCGGCAGAAAUCAUCAAGUGCCCACGCUCGUAAAUCUUUAAUUAAACGUUGAAAAUUUGCAAUUCGACAUGAAGGUGGCGGCAAACGUCACGAAAAAUUGGCUGCAACGUCAGCAAGUGCGCUUACAGAAUAUCAAAGUGUGGCAGCGUAGUCGCAAAGUGGGCAGCGGUUUGCUUGAACUGAAAGAAUGGAGUGCUAAGCCAAAAUCGGCAAAACAGCGUAAAAGACAGAUUGGCAUGGUGCGAGUACGAAAUUUAUUUCGGCGUGGUACAAAAAAAGAUUAUGAACAUUCGGGCAGUUUUUUAGAGGCCAUUGGCCCAGUUUUGCUGCUAGCUCAGUUCUUCGCCUUGAUGCCUGUUUGUGGCAUAUUAUCGAAAACUGCUUCGGAGGUGUAUUUUUCGUGGAAAUCUGUGCGCACAUGCUACGCAAUGCUGGUGAUUUUUUGCCUUGGACCGGCCAGCCUGUGCACCAUCGCCUUUGCUUUUCGCGAAAGAUUUAACUUCGAUACAGUGGAAGCGAUCGUCUUUUAUGUUUCAAUAUUUCUAAUAGCAAUGGCAUUUUUUCAAUUGGCCCGCAAGUGGCCGGCGUUAAUGGUGCAGUGGGAGAGUAUUGAGUCCAAGUUGCCGCCGCUGAAAACGGAAAUGCAGAGAGCAGCAUUGGCCCAUCGCAUAAAAAUGAUCACUCUGGUGGCGACUAUGUGCUCCAUGGUGGAACACUUGCUUAGCAUGUUGGGCAUUAUCUAUUAUGUGAAUGGGUGUCCCACAAUACCAGGGCACCCUAUCCGGAGUUUUCUAUAUACCAACUGGUCGCAGUAUUUCUACUUCUUUGAUUACACCGAUUGGGCGGGCAUCUUCGGCAAAGUGUUGAAUGUGUUAUCGACGUUCGCAUGGAAUUUCAAUGACAUAUUCGUGAUGGCAGUGAGCGUGGCGCUCUCUGCACGUUUCCGCCAACUUAACGAGCAUAUGUUGCGCGUAGCUAAGCGGCCAACGAGCGAGAAAUUCUGGAUUGAAAAUCGCAUAAACUACCGUAAUUUGUGUAAAUUAUGUGAAGCAACUGAUGACACGAUUUCGAUAAUCACACUGCUGUGUUUCUCUAAUAACUUGUUUUUCAUCUGUGGUAAAAUUCUUAAGAGUCUACAAAAGAAGCCAUCUUUUUCACAUACAAUGUACUUUUGGUUCUCUUUGGGCUUCCUCUUGAUGCGCACCUUAAUGUUGUCGUUAUAUAGUGCUGAAAUUAAUGAUGAAUCAAAACGGCCGCUGGUAGUAUUUCGGAGUGUGCCAAGUGUGUCCUGGUGCCGUGAGCUUAAACGCUUCUCGGAAGAAGUGACCACAGAUGUUGUUGCGUUGUCAGGCAUGAAAUUCUUUCAUCUUACCCGUGGUCUUGUGCUUACGGUAGCCGGCAGCAUUGUGACCUACGAAUUGGUUUUAUUGCAAUUCAAUAAGGAGGGUAAAGUGAACGACUGUUAUGAAGGAAGUAAUGUUAUGAAGUUCGCAUUUAAAAUCGGGUGGAAAAUCGGUAACGUAGCCGCUGAUGCGCGCUUACGUGUACAACAACAACAAGAUGCACGCAAGAAUCGACGAUUGUGGCGGCGUCAAUGCGAGCGCGGUAUACGUCGGCUUAGCCAAAAUGGGUGUAAUGCUGCCACGACAUAUGGACCGCAGAAACCGAACCACAAAUCUACCCUAAUUAGACGUACCUGCACGGAGUUUGCUGCUCAAAGGGAACUGAUGCAACUGCAAAUAGACAAACCACCAAAAGUUUUGGCCAAGUCGGUGAAGGAAGAUUUUCAACACGAUGGCAGCUUUCAUCAGGCUGUCGGUAAAGUGCUGCUCUUCGCCGAGUUCUUCGCCAUAAUGCCGGUCAAGGGAGUCACUGCGGCCCACCCACGGCAGUUGUCGUUUUCAUGGACAAAUAUCCGGACCUUAUAUUGUUUGUUGUUCAUAACAACGACAACAAUUGAUUUGGGAUUGGCAAUGAACAAAGUGCUUCACAAACCAAUCAACUUCGACAGUGUUGAGCCGAUGAUAUUUCGUCUGUCCAUUAUUGUGGUUUGCAUCAGUGCCAUCGUAUUGGCGCGCAAAUGGCCGGCAUUGAUGCUGGAUUGGUACGAAAUCGAGUGCGACUUGCCGGAGUAUUUAACGCAAAUGGAGAAAGGACGUCUGGCGUACAGGAUUAAAAUGGUGACAGUUGUGGCCAUGACGUUGUCACUUGCCGAACACUUGCUGAAUAUCUUAUCCAACAUACACUAUUCCAAUUAUUGUCCGCAGACCGAGGACCCAAUUGAAAACUAUUUUAUUCUGACCAAUCAGCAUUUAUUUAUGAUUUUCUCCUACUCCGUACCGCUGGCUAUUUGGGGCAAAGUGCAGAACAUACUCUGCACCUUCAUCUGGAAUUAUAUGGACGUUUUCGUGAUGAUUGUUAGCAUCGGUUUGGCAGCGAAAUUUAGACAGCUCAACGAUAACUUAUUCAAGUUCAAGGGCAUGCGUAUGCCUGAGAUGUACUGGUCGACGCGCCGCAAACAAUACCGGAACUUGUGCGAGCUCUGCACACGCAUUGACGGCGCCAUUUCGCUCAUCACGAUGAUAUCCUUUUCGAAUAAUUUGUAUUUCAUUUGUGUGCAACUGCUGCGUAGUCUUAACAAAAUGCCAUCGCUUGCCCAUGUCGCGUACUUUUACUUCUCGUUUUUCUUCCUUAUCGGCCGCACGUUGGCCGUCUCAUUGUAUUCGGCCAGCAUCAAUGAUGAGUCACGGAAGCCGUUGCGCGUGCUACGCUGCGUGCCGAAGGAGUCCUGGUGCACUGAGGUGAAACGUUUCUCGGAGGAUAUUAGCACCGAUUUGGUUGCAUUAAGUGGCAUGAAAUUCUUUUAUCUCACACGGAAAUUGGUGCUGAGCGUUGCUGGAACUAUAGUGACAUAUGAGCUGGUGCUUAUACAAUUUCAUCAGGAUAGCAAACUUGCAGAAUGUGUUAGCAGCAUACGUACACUGUCGUCUCCAGGCAACAACAGUUUGCAUUGAACUUAAAUAAGUAGGUGGAAUGCAAUUAAUUGUUGUACAGAUCAGAUAUAAUAUCAAUUUUGUAAGACGAAUAGAUUUUCUGUAUUAAUCAUAAAAAUAAUAAUGUAAAAAAUCUGA
Molecule: messenger RNA, 3165 nt
Organism: Bactrocera neohumeralis
Lineage: Eukaryota; Metazoa; Arthropoda; Insecta; Diptera; Tephritidae
Exons: 19
Coding region: 103-3048 (981 amino acids)
Biological process (GO): sensory perception of sweet taste; detection of chemical stimulus involved in sensory perception of taste
Cellular component (GO): membrane
Molecular function (GO): sweet taste receptor activity
Source: RefSeq, a predicted model, not a curated record